GGGGGUGCGCUCCCACCUAGCGCUGGGGCACGGCUGGGCUGCUGCGCGGGGCCCACUGGGAUGCGAGAUCAAAAUUGAAAUAGCUUUAGUGGUGAAAUGAACUCACUAUCUCUUCGCUGCUUGCAGCUCGCAGACCAAUUCUGUAAUGCUAUCGGAGUGUUGCAGCAGUGCGGCCCCCCAGCCUCUUUCAGCAACAUUCAGACGGCAAUAAACAAAGAUCAGCCUGCUAAUCCAACAGAAGAGUACGCCCAACUGUUUGCAGCAUUGAUUGCACGAACUGCAAAAGAUAUUGAUGUUCUAAUAGAUUCCCUGCCUAGUGAAGAAUCGACAGCAGCUUUGCAGGCUGCUAGUCUGCAUCGGUUAGAAGAAGAAAAUCAUGAAGCUGCUGCCCGUCUGGAAGAGGUAGUUUAUCGUGGGGAUAUGCUGCUGGAAAAGAUCCAGAGUGCCCUGGCAGAUAUCGCCCAGUCGCAGCUGAAGACGAGAAGCGGCACGCAUAGCCAGCCCCUUCCAGGCUCCUAGCGCCAGCCAGCGGGCAGCGCUCCCCAGCAAAGCUGAGCUGCAGCAAGUCAUGUUGGAAACGCAGGGGGGGCUGUAACACCCAGCCCAGCUCCUGUAGGACUCUCAAGUGCUCUGAUCGUCACUUACAAUGUCUUUUAUCAAAGCUCAAACUGCAGGCUUUGUAUGAGAAACAAUUAUAUUGUGGAAUUGGUUGUUCUGUUCUAGAAUUGUGUGUAUUGAUAUAUGUUUUCUUGACCUAAAAUAUUUAUUCCUGAGCUUUCUUUUCUGUUCAUAAAUACACCUGACUUCAGUCUGAUUUGUUGUCUUUGUUACACAGGCCUUAGUCCCUAAAGGGAAUUCAGAAGGAAAAUAUAUUAAGAGUAUUUGCGCAAUUUGCUCACUCCUACUUUCAAACUUCUGUGUUCUUGGUGUAUUUUUUUGAAAGGCUCGAACACUGGCACACCUGAAUUUGCCAGAGUUCCACGGAGAUGGUGCUAGACAGUGAUGUGAAUACAGUGGUGGCCAUCUGUUUUAAUUAACAGAAGUGGUAAUUAAACAUCUGUAUUACUACUUGGCUGGUUUACCACCCUUUACAGAGCAAAUAAAAGGAUAAGUAAACUCUAAUGUUUGCAGAGUAAGUGUUCUUGCCAUUGGCAUAUCACUUAAAAAAAAUAAUGAAUCUGCAGGUAUCUGAUACUGGCAUUUAUUAUCAUUUGUAAUUCACAAAUGGGUCUUUGACUCCAUUAUUGCCACUGACGUGCUUUCUCUUGCUUGCUUGUGCCAUUUCUCUCCUGCUGAUACUCUUGUGUUCUCGUGGCAUCUGGUGGAUGCCUCUAAAGCAGGCAGUAAUGAGGAAGCACUGGAUGACUGGGAAGAAAUUAGCAAUGAGGAAACUGAAAAUAACUUAUUAUGUAAUGCUACUUUUCAGCAUAAGUGGUGGCUGCCACAUGAAUGCUGUGGUCAUAAGCAGCAAGAGGCCUGUUGUCCCCAACAUGCACUAGAGGUUUUUUUGGUUUUAUCUUCACAGGCUGAAUAAGUUUUUGCCACUUGUCUUAUGAUUCUAGAACUACCUCUUUAUAUUUGAAAAAAAACCCCACCAGAUAAUGUAGGGUUCGAUGCAUGAGCUUGGAGUGGAACUGUUAAGUCAUUUUUCUGUAUUUUUGAGUUAGCAGCCUUGUGUUAUUGUAGGGUGCUGUUUAUUGCAACAUAAAUCUGCUCAUUUCCUGAUCAAAGCUACCUACUUCUAUAUAUUGGACAUGCUGCCAUUGACUUGAAAGUUACAGGUGUUGCUAUUGCAAAUAGAUAAGAACGAUUCAAAUACGUCUUUAGCAUCCUGAUCCUUAUGGAAUUAGGUGCAGCCACUGGCUAGACUGCACUGGUGAAAGGAAGAGCCUAACAUGGUACAGGAUGCAUCUUGUGUGCAGCCUGUUUUAAGGAUGACAAAAUACAAAGCUGUUUCUACCUGUAACAAAUACUAGAAUGAAAGUAUUUAGUCAGACUGGUAUGUAAUUAAAUAUUUAAAAUUAUUUUGUCAAAUUUGCAUAUCUGUAGUAAUAAAUUACUCUGCUAUUGUGAGGCUCUUGUACUAUCCAGAUUCCACAGAAGGAAAAAUGUUUGGGGAGGUGAAGACGCUACAGCACAACCCUAGUUCUGUAAACAGGUUCUUUAUUAAGAAUAACUGGGCUGUGGCGAUUUACUAAGCCAUGUAAAUGCACCCAUGUCCUGGGAGACUUGAGGGGCCAGAUUUUCAUUUGAAGUCAGCCAUGGGGCCUGGUUUUGGUUUUGGUUUUUCCUAGAAAGACUCCAUCAGGUGCAUCUCAAAUUGGUUGGGGGGUGGGAUGGAUUUUUUUGUUCUUGUUUGCUUUUUACACUAGUGGACUUUGAAAACUUAAGAGUGAAAUGUUUGGGCUUUGCUUGUGUGGGUGUUUUGGUUUUUGUUUUGUUUUUUUUUUAUUGAGAUGUCUUAAUUUGAGAUCUUUAUGUUGCUGGAAAAGGGGUUAGAGCUUCGUAGUAGAUUCCCUCGAAUAGCUGAACGUGUGCAUCGCCUCAAAUUUGUUAACUUGGAAGCUUUUGCUGUGGGAGAUGGUAUGCGCUUCAGUAACGUUACAGUUCUUUUAACUUCAAAUCUUUCUGUCUUCUGUACCUGAAAACAGCUGUAUUUCUGCAGCCUGGUAUUGCCUAAUUGUAGGAGUUUAGUUUUUUAGUUGCUGUUUAUUUGCAUGUGCUAGCCCAUUUUAUGUCACACUGUGUGUCGCUAUGAAACAGUUAAUCACACUUGGAAGCAAACCUUAACCAGAGGUAUACGCUCCCUAGUAAGUAUGUGUGGUUUUUCAGUACUUGUGUCUAAUUCAGUGAAUUUUGCCAAUUUAAGAGACGUGGCGUGUGAUAC
Messenger RNA from Egretta garzetta (little egret), 2887 nucleotides. RefSeq names its product mediator complex subunit 21 (gene MED21). Gene Ontology annotation, cellular component: mediator complex. Lineage: Eukaryota; Metazoa; Chordata; Aves; Pelecaniformes; Ardeidae. The transcript is spliced from 3 exons. The record is from RefSeq and is a predicted model, not a curated record. The coding region runs from base 97 to 519 and encodes 140 amino acids. Gene Ontology annotation, biological process: regulation of transcription by RNA polymerase II. Gene Ontology annotation, molecular function: transcription coregulator activity.